GAUUUUCGAACGGGAAGUUUAGUCCUAACGUGAUUUGCAUAUAUCAAACUUUUGCUGUGUUCUUACGCAACAAAAGUACCAUUUCAGUUCUAAAAAAUCUAUCCUGAGCUAUACGUUCGGUUCCUGCCUUGAGGAUUUGGUGAUCCCCUGCUACUAGACACGGAAGCCUGUUAAGCGAAAGCUUCUUCUAUUCCGUCCACAACCAUUUGAACCAUUUGAACCAUUUGAAGGCAUGAUCCAUAGGCGCACUGAUUUAAUUUGACGCUACUGCUACUAGUGAUGAUUGUUCUAUUGAGGCUGAAAGCCUCAAACAUCCAAAUUUAUAAAUAUGCGAAAUAUCCUAUUUCAACAAGACUCUGCAAAAGCAAUCCUUUUUUAUCCAGUUUUUCUACAAGAACUACCAGUUCAUAUUCUGAAAAUGCUAUUCCUCCAACCAAACCCCGAAGAAUUUUCCGGAAGUUACUGUUUUUGAGUCUGAUAUCAAUCAGUUCAUUUAUUGGCUUAGUUUACGUGUCUGAAACCAUUCGAAAUGAAUUGAUUUCAUACUAUCCACCUUCUAAGGAUAUACUAAAUGUGGUCGAAAAUUCAAUUGGAGGUUGGUAUUCUGGUCCAAAAGCUGAACAACCGGUUGUUCCUGUUGGUGAUUUUCCACUUCCACCUAAACGAAAUUCUGAGUCAAUCAGUCAGGUGAAUUCUGUGGCCAGUUCAGAACCUGUUAUUAUUGAGAAAAAAAAGCCUCCACUACCUACUGUGGAAGAAGUUAAAAAUAUGACAGAGAAACGUGAUCAUGUGCCGGUGAUGAACGUAGACUUCUAUGAACUACCCAACGUUGUGAGGGAUGUAGAAAGUACAGUGGAGAGUGCCAAAACUAAAUUGAAAGAAUUUGAACAUGUUAUUGAGAAAUAUCUCGAUGCACUGCUUAUUGCUGUACAAGAUAACAAUUUAAUUUCGAAAGAGAAAAACUGGGGUUUUGUCGGAAAACUAGAACUGAAAAAAGAUAUGUUAGAAGAACAAGUGGAAAAAAUCGUCCAACAAGCUUCACAACAACUUGACGAACUUCAUCAUAUCAUUGAGCAACAUAAGAAUUCGGAACAAGCAAUCGACAGUAAUAUUAUCCCUGAUUCUAUUGAAUCUUAUGGAAAAUUACAAUAUGACUUAACUGGAUCAAUCAAUAAGGUAGUAAAACUUCAAAACGAUAUUAAUAUGCUUAAACGUUAUCGUGAUUUAGCUUCUUCAUCGCAUACAAACUUACAAAAUGAUUUAGAAGCUUUGUCGAAAGAUUUUGAAGGGAAAAAGCAGGGCAAAGGCACUUCCACAACAAUGAAUGUGGACGAGUUGAAUGAUUUAAUUUCAGUGGCACAUGCUCGUAUCUCUUCCUUACAAGAUAAAUUAGAUCAUUUAGAACAUAGUGAAAGAGAACGAAUGAAAUCAGCUUUAGAAGCACAACGUCAAGCAGAUGAUAGUCUUCAAAAAGAAUAUAUCAAACAAGAAUUAAAUCGAGAACGCACGAGACAUGAAAUUGAAAGACAUAAAUGGUUGCGGGAAGCACGUGAUGCUCGAGAACAUGAAUUGAAAUUAGCACUGGCGAGACAUAGUGAACAUCUUUCACAUAUGUUGCAAUUACAGAAAGAGAAAAUGGAACAUCAAUUCGCACAUCAGCUACGUGAAGAGUUGGCAAAAGAAAGAGUCGCUUUUGAAGCUGCACUUAUCGGUUGGACUAAGCGUAUGGAAGCCAUAGAAGAUGUUAUAGACGGAAGAGCGGAUCUAGAUCGGUUAGCUAAAGAAGCACAAUCAUUAUGGCUGUCAUGUGAAGCUUUAGCCUGUCGAUUGCAUUCAGUUAGCCCGUCAAUGAAAUCUCACCAUGAAACGAAAAGCGAUUCGGUCCUACUGAGUCAAACUGGAUCUUUAAAAGAUUUUGUCAAUUCCAUUCGUGAAUGCGCCGCUUCCGAAAAUUACCCUUUUGUCAACAUAAUUCUAGACAGUCUAUCUUCUGAUAUAGUGGAAAAUGGAGUUUGGACAGAAAAUGGAUUGAAGAAGAGGUUUGAAAAGGUAUAUAACGUCUGCAGAAAUGUCGCAUUAAUUGAUGAAACAAGUGGUUCACUAUGGGAAUAUGCUUUAUCAUGGCUACAGUCUAUAUUAAUCGUAGAUGUGAAAUAUAAAUGUUUGGAAGCGAUUUCACGUAUUAAACCAAAUAUUGGUAGUCCUUAUAUUCAAUACAUUAAAGAUUAUGAUACAACGAAACAAACGGACUCAAGACCAGAUUCAUUUCAGUUGUUAUCUAGUGCCAAAUUCGCUAUGGCUAGCGACCAUAAUAUCUUUUCAGGUGACGAAAAUACAUCUGGUGAUGAAGCACUUAAAACAGCUGUACGAUUGUUAGGUCAGUUGCGUGGUCAAUCUCGUGUUGUUGCAAAUGAUUGGUUAGUUGAUGCUCGACACUAUUUAGAAGCUAAACAAACUGCUAGAACGUUAUUAGCUUAUGUUGCUGCUCGUGAUAUUUCUACUUUCCAAAAACGUCUAUAAUUGUGUUCGAAAAGAACCAUUUAAAAGGGCUGUUUCAUUAUUUAUCAUUCUUAUUGUCGUUCUUGAGUACUGUUUGAAUCUUUUCAUGAAGCAUCUUUUGUGAAAUUAGUAUUUAAUUUUUGUAUGAAGGGAAUUCUGAUUUGUAAUUACCCUUAUUUAAAUGUACAUGAAUAUAACUAGACAGAAAUACAGUAGUACACUUUUCCUAUCAAGAUUUUCCUUGGUAUUUCACAGGUUGGUGUUAUUGUUGUUAAAAAUCUUUCCACUACUUAGAUUACACAAUAUCUUGUCUAG
Molecule: messenger RNA, 2814 nt
Organism: Schistosoma intercalatum
Lineage: Eukaryota; Metazoa; Platyhelminthes; Trematoda; Strigeidida; Schistosomatidae
Source: the annotation of a GenBank genome assembly